CCACGCAGAAUCCGCAAGAUCGCGGACCGGCGAACGGUGCGAUAAAAAGUAGAGCCGCAAAACACAUCUGUACAAGCAAAGCGGACAACAAAGAGCCAGAAGGAUUACCGAAGCCAAAAGACCCCGUAUCGGGUUUUUUUUGUUCCAUGCGUGUUUUUCUUCCAGCAGCUGCCAACAUCACUUCCGGUGAUUCCUCAUUCUUGGUCGUUUUAUACCAGCAGGACCCGGAGGUCCGGUGCCCGGCAAACCUGCUUGGUUCUCAUCGAGCACAUCAGCAUCCAGCAACACUUCGCCAGCCGCAUCGGCGGAUCGCAACAGCAGUCGCCUCAGGGGUGCAGCCUUUUGGAACAUCUUCCAGAUUGCACAUCAACACGACAGCAACUAGUGCCGGGAUUACGAGUACAAGACCAAUCAGCGAGCGCUUGAGGGAUAGUCAGGCGAGUGAGCACGAGCAGCAUCUCUUCCGUUCGGAAGCCUUCCGACACUGUACCGGAAGCAAUCAAGGAUCGCAGCACCAACAGAAGUCACAGGUCCGAUGUCCGGGAACCCAAUUGGCUCCCUCCAGGUCUACAGCACAGCAGCGACAUUUCGUCAGCCAUCGGUGGGAAUUGGAAACCUUGGGCGGAACCCGGUUAUUCCUUCUCAAGCCAUCCACAAGCACGAUACGAGCAGCAUCCAGAGGUCCGAUGUCGGGCAACUAGCUCGUUUUGUCUGGGGCAGCAGAGCCAAGUCUUUGGUUGGUGGAAUUCGGAGCGGAAGUGCAUGCGACCAUCGUGGGACGUCAUAAGAUGACCAGAAAAACCACGUGAGUUAAUUCAAUUUAAUCAUGAAUGUAGAAUACAUACGCAAUGGAAACAAAUUUCCUUUAUUUAUUUGAUGGCGCGUUUUGAUAAUGUGGAACUUUAGUUAUUUUUUCAUUCCACCGAAAAACAUAAGUCCAACAAUGCACUCCGACGUCUGCCAUGGAAUGAUGCCGUUAGACUACCACCGUACGUAGGGCGAUGCACUUUGGGGCUUAUUCUGAGAGUCACGUAACGUGAUGUGCAAAAUUUCACAUCAUCGUGCCGACUCCAGAAACCACUCUAGGCUAGAAGUUUCAGCUCAAAUGUCCUGUGAUCGAUUUUUGGAGAUCAUUCAUACUAACGUUUCUUCUCUGAAACAUUUCCUGGAGUCAGGAUAAAGAAGUGAAAUUUCGUUAGUCACGUCACUCUACUCGCAGAAUAACCCCCUUUAUUAUCCCUCGAAACCCUUCGUUGCAGGCGGACAUACAUUCAAAGAAUGUUUGUCUUUGACCUGUUAAUGAAUAACAUAGACUGCCCACAACUGCUACAAAACAUCAACAUUCACGCACCAACGAGACUACUUCGACAACAGAAUUUUUUGUGGAUACCACUCAGUCGCACCGUUUUUGCACAAAACCACCCCUUCUAUAAUUGUUGUCGUGUUUUUAACGAAGUGUCAAGCGUUUUUAACUUUAACCAGUCCAAAGAGGUCUUUAAAAAUAUUAUUCGUAGUCUAAGAACAUAAGUUGUGUUAAGUUUAAGGUAUGUCUGUAUGGUGAUUACCAAAGGCAUUAACAUAAAUAAAUAAACAAUCGCCGCUCACAAGUGUACCAAUGGCCGCGCAAUUUGGUUUAAACAGUGAAUAAGACAUCCAAACAAUUUAAAAUGUUGUUUACAUAGCUCUCAGGCUCAUUGCGAAUAUUCUCAGGUAACGAUUUCCAAGAUUCACACAUCAAACAUCGAUUUGUCUCCAUUGUUUUGUGAAAAUAGUCAGGUGCAAAAUUAGUACAAGACGCCAUUUUUAAUAAGCAUUAUUUUGCCGGAAGAUAUAUUGGAACAAUGUUUUCGGUCGCGAUUUCGAUAAAUCAUCACAAAUUCGGCGAGCUGUCUGAAAAUUCACGAGGAUACGGACCAACUAAAACUAAACAGAUCCGAAUCGCAAUCUUACCUCAAAUUUCCAACACUUUGUAGCAAUUUUCACUAGAUGAUCGUUUCUUCUGAAAUUGUUUCUAAAAAUCGUUUUUUCAGCCGGUUAAAUGAUGGAAAACAUUGAUUGGAAAGCUUGCCAGUGAAUCUUAUGCAACCUUUGUGAACUUCCGAAAAACUUCUCUACGUUUAACUGCUGAUAAAUACUAGAAGACUUUCAGCGCACGGCGAUAGACACAUUCAAAAAUUCAUUACCUAUAUAUAUCGAUUCAUUAUACAGCCACAAAUAGCUUACGUUCGAAAAUUUUUGCAAAGGUGCUCGAAUUCAAUACAAAAAACUGAAUUACAAAAAGGGACCCGCUUAGCUCACUUGCUAAGGUGUAACCGUUCAGUUACAAAGUAUUUUUGUUUUUUUAACGGGUGCAAUUUGUUUUAAAUGUUUUUGGUUACUGUCACGGUUCUUAUUUUAAUUAAUUAGUUUUGAUUUAUCUUAUUAUUUAAAUAUUGUAAUAAAAUGUAAAUAAAAAUGUAUAACAUGUAUGUGUGGGGUGGCAUAAACAGGAUGAUACUAGUGGGUGUUCGCCUCGCCUUUGUCUCGCCGUCGCCUGGAAGGCGAACAUCGAGAUUUCGCCUCGCCUGGGGGUCGCCAAUGAACAUUUCGCCUCAGCCGAGCACAGAAAGAUGACGAGAAAGGGCGGUAAAGACCCACAUCUGGAAGGAGAGGGUCAUUCGAGUUCAGGCGUGCGUGUGCUCAACAUCGUCGGAGCAAAACUUUAAACGAAAUUUGUGAAGUGGCUUGGUAGGAUAAUUUUGCUUUUUUUUAUCCUAUCAGAUCUAGGAUCUGCUACGUCUAAACGUAAAAGGAGCAUCGAGUUCUCUGGCUCGCGGGCCAUAACUAUAAAGGAGAACAUUCCCCUCUCGGUUCGGUCACUCUGGCCAGUUCCUGGGCCGAACCGAUUGCGUCCACGAGGGAAGACGCCUGUAACUGCUUAGCUCCGCUCCAUCCCAUUUAUGAGCUACGUAGUGUAACUCGAGAUUACCACCUGUAAGCCACGUGUCCCAGAAGUCAACCGAACUGUGGGCCAAGUACCCCAACUCCCACCUGGGAACAAAAACCAGUAUCAUCGAUCCAACCGAAGAAGACGCGCCAGCGAUCACAAAGAGGGGAGCGAGGCGACUUCUACAGCAGCCGCAGCAGAAAUCGUACCGGUACGUCAUCCAAAAGUUAAAACCGCACCUACACCCACACCCAC
Molecule: messenger RNA, 3181 nt
Organism: Uranotaenia lowii
Lineage: Eukaryota; Metazoa; Arthropoda; Insecta; Diptera; Culicidae
Exons: 3
Coding region: 147-701 (184 amino acids)
Source: RefSeq, a predicted model, not a curated record